AUGGCCGCAGACACGAAGGUCACAUCGACUGGUGCGCAUGGCGGCGACCUCGAGGAUCCGACACAGCGACGUAGCUCGGUUGUCGUGGACAAGAACCUUGCCAGCGAAGAGGAUGCCGCUGUUCUCGCGAAGAUGGGCUACAAACAAGAGCUUCGCCGCAACUUCAGCAUGAUUGAGGUAUUUGGCAUUGCAUUUGCCAUUAUGGGGUUGCUCCCCUCGAUCGCGAGCACGCUCUCGUUCUCGAUUCCAGCGGGACCUGUAGGCCUUGUCUGGGGGUGGUUCCUUGCUUCAGGUUUCAUUUUCGUUGUCGGUCUUGCGAUGGCGGACCUCGGGUCAAGCAUGCCUACAAGUGGAGACAAUAGAUGUGAGGUGAGUAGGCUCUCUAUCCAACUUUAUUAUGCUUCGCCCAAGUGGAGAAACAUGCUUAGUUUCCUCGUCGGGUACAGCAACACUUUGGGUCUGGUGGGUGGACUAUGUUCAAUUGACUAUGGAUUUGCACUGCAAUUUCUCUCGAUCAUCGUGAUUUCCCGCGACGGCAAUUGGACACCUUCAAACGGGGAGGUCUACGCUACCUUCCUGGCCACGAUCGUCUGUCACGGCGUGAUCGCCUCGACAGCCGCCCAAGUCAUGGGCAAGCUUCAGACGGUAUUCGUCGUGAUGAACUUCGUUCUCAUUUUUGCGACAAUCAUCGCUUUACCGAUCGGGGCGAACAGUCGCAACAGCGCCUCGUACAUUUUCACGCAUGUCGAGAACCUGACGACCUGGCCUUCGGGUUGGGCAUUUAUGUUGUCGUGGUUGUCUCCCAUCUGGACGAUUGGCGGCUUCGAUUCGGCUGUGCAUAUCAGCGAGGAGGCGGCGAAUGCCGUCAAGGCGGUCCCCCUGGGCAUUUUGUUCUCGAUCGGGUCGUGCUGGCUCUUCGGCUGGAUCUGCUGUAUCGUCAUUGCGGCGUGCAUGUCGCAGGACCUCGAGCACAUCCUGGGUUCGCCGUUCGGUCAGCCCAUGGCUCAAAUAUACUACGAUGCGCUUGGGAAGAACGGAGCGAUGGGGUUCAUGGCCCUCCUGAUGAUUGUCCAAUUUCUGAUGGGAAUAUCCAUCUUGGUGGCCGCGUCCCGCCAGUCAUGGGCUUUCUCUCGAGACGGAGCCUUGCCGUUUUCCAAAUUCUUCCGACCCAUCUCUAAGCGGUUCGGAUACAUUCCUGUCCGUACAACCAUUGGGUGCGCUGCUUUGGCCGCAAUACUAGGAUUGCUCUGCCUGAUUGCGCCAGCAGCUGCAUCCGCGCUGUUCUCUCUUGCCGUCGCGGGCAACAAUCUGGCUUGGGGUACGCCCAUCUUGUGCAGAGUUGUCUGGGGCCAGAAGAAAUUCAGUCCAGGACCGUUCUACACGGGCAAAGCGUCGACAUUCAUCGCGUAUCUGGCUGUCACAUUCCUCGUUUUCGGAACGUUGCUCGCCAUGUUCCCCGUCGGUGGACCCAACCCGGAUGCGGACAGCAUGAAUUAUACCUGCGUCAUCAACUCGGCGAUUUGGGGUGGUGCCUUGCUGUACUAUUACAUCGACGCGCGCAAAUGGUUCAAGGGUCCUCAAAUAACGAUCGAUGUGGCUGAACUCACUGAGGAGCAGGAGGCGGCGUUGCGAGAGGAAGGGCUCAACGUGGAAGAAAGGGAUGGGAAGGCCGUUAUUGGAGGAGGGAGUGGAAACGUCAGUAGGGCUGCCGACGAGUCAACGUGA
Messenger RNA from Exophiala viscosa, 1725 nucleotides. RefSeq names its product gaba permease. The record is from RefSeq and is a predicted model, not a curated record. Bases 1 to 1725 code for a protein of 574 amino acids. The transcript is spliced from 5 exons. Lineage: Eukaryota; Fungi; Ascomycota; Eurotiomycetes; Chaetothyriales; Herpotrichiellaceae. Gene Ontology annotation, cellular component: membrane. Gene Ontology annotation, molecular function: transmembrane transporter activity. Gene Ontology annotation, biological process: transmembrane transport.